Molecule: messenger RNA, 2394 nt
Organism: Osmerus eperlanus (European smelt)
Lineage: Eukaryota; Metazoa; Chordata; Actinopteri; Osmeriformes; Osmeridae
Gene: sp5l
Product: Sp5 transcription factor-like
Exons: 2
Coding region: 421-1524 (367 amino acids)
Biological process (GO): regulation of transcription by RNA polymerase II
Molecular function (GO): RNA polymerase II cis-regulatory region sequence-specific DNA binding; DNA-binding transcription factor activity, RNA polymerase II-specific
Source: RefSeq, a predicted model, not a curated record
UCUAUUGACUGGUUCUCCUGGAACAUACUUAAGAGACCCCGUUGAGAGGACCUUUUCUCUCUAUAAAGAGAAGAUGCAGCCCAGGCGUGUUUGAAAUGAUCCAGAGGAUUUAUUGCGAUACUUUCCUCGCACUUCACAAGACACUCUCGUCGUAUGAAGACGAUUGGGUUGGAAAAAAAGUAUACUGGAAAGAGUUCAUCUUCUCAGACCUCUAAAAUUGUUGCCAAGCGGAACAAGGAAAACUUGAAUUACUGGAUUAUUUGUGCUCAGUCUCGGACGGCUCAGUUUGGCAGUCCUUCUGGACCCGAGUGCGUGUGAAUCACUUCCCUUCACAGCUGCUUGUACUUGGUUUAAUUCGUGCGUCGCUGCCUCUCCUCGCGGCUCGUCUUGCAGGUGCGGAGACACGGAGCGCGUGGACAGAUGGCUGCGCUGACUAUACAGAGGACUGACAACUUCUUGCAUACAUUUUUGCAGGACCGCACUCCCAGCUCCUCUCCAGAGGGAGCCCCUAACGCUCUGUCAUUCCUGGCUACCACCUGCAGCCAGGCCUGGCAGGUGGGUGGCACUGUGGCCUCAGAGAGUGCCCAGUUCCCCUACGAGGGGGCGGUAAGCUCCACCACAGGGAUGUUUCAACUCUGGAGCAACGAGGUGGCCCCCAGCGCCGGCCUCGGCUCCCACCAGAUGACCUUCACCGUGCCCAAGGUCCAGUUCCCUGGCAACAUGCAGCCUGGCCUGGGCCCUCACCCCCACCUCCAUCACCACCAUCACCACCACCACCACGAGCUGCCUCUUACCCCCCCAGCUGAGCCCCCGUCCGCCUAUUCAUUCGAGCUCUCCCCCGUCAAGGUGCUCUCCUCUCAGUCGCAGGGCAGUGGCCCCUACUACCCUCAACACAACACAGUGGGGCAGACUUUCCCCAGCUUCCUCCAGAACUCCUCUGCCAGGCACCACCUCUCCGGGGCUCACAUGGAGGAGGGCCAGCAGUGGUGGAGCCUCCCCCAGACUAACGCCACCCCCUCCAACCACCACUUCUCCCUGGGCAGGCAGCUAGUCCUGGGCCACCAGCCCCAGAUCGCCGCCCUCCUCCAAGGCACCUCCAAAGGCCUGCUGAGCUCCACGCGCCGCUGCCGCCGCUGCAAGUGCCCCAACUGCCAGGCCAACGGCGGCGGGCUGGAGUUCGGCAAGAAGCGCCUGCACAUUUGCCACAUCCCCGAGUGCGGCAAGGUGUACAAGAAGACGUCCCACCUGAAGGCCCACCUGCGCUGGCACGCCGGGGAGAGGCCCUUCGUGUGCAACUGGCUCUUCUGCGGCAAGAGCUUCACGCGCUCCGACGAGCUGCAGCGCCACCUGCGCACGCACACCGGGGAGAAGCGCUUCGGCUGCCAGCAGUGCGGCAAGAGGUUCAUGAGGAGCGAUCACCUGUCCAAACACGUCAAGACCCACCAGGGCAGGAAGACCAGGGCUGGACAGCCCUCCCAGCACGGUUCCUCCGACCCCCUUCUCACCAACAUCAAGAGGGAGUAAGAGGGGGCCAAAUCACACUGAACAGAGAGAGAAAGAGAGAGAGAGACAUGAGGAGACUGUGUUUAACUAACUGGGGACAGGAAGAUGAGCAAUCGUCACAGCCUCUCUUUCUCAAUUUCUGUAGGCAAAGCCAUACUUUUCACUUCAGCGUUGGUCUGAUCCCUCAUCAUAUUGUUCCCACAAUAUGUGUUUUCGAGGCAUUUUAGGACAACCAAUGUAAGGAGCAAUACACUCGAUAAGGAGUUUAUAUGAGUUCAAGGAAUUUCGAGACUUAUCAAUUUAAGAAUGUCAUGCAACAAUAACAAAGCAGUGUUCCUGAUUUUCUUUCCAGUCGUUUAACAGGAAACAUUAGAGAUACGUUCCUGCCUGUUUUAUUCAGCAGCAGUACAAGGCUUUCCUUUAUCAUUUCACUUAAACAUGUUUUAAAUACAUUUGAUGAAUGUAUGUGGGGCUCAGGAACAAAAUGUAGAAUAUAAGAUAAUGCACAUUUCACAUUUUGAGUUGUCUCACCACUGGAAUUUACAAUAUGCAAUUUAAAGUCCACAUCAAUGAUUUGAACAUUGUAGUCGUACUAACAAGGUGAGUUGCUCCAGUAUUUUGUAGUUUCCAGUUGAAUUACCUUGUUUGCUGUUGAUUAUUCAACAAAGUAUUUAAUGAAUCUACCAGUGGAGGAUGAGACCAGUGCUGAAAGUGAAAAUGAACUCUUUUUUUUGUAUCUGCAAAAUGAUUAAUAUAUUUAAUCCUUGCGUGAGUUGCCAUUGCUGUGGAAUAUAGGAUAUCAAUUUAAAUGUGUAAGCCUCUUGUAGAUAAUGUGUAUAUUUGCCCUACAACAAAAAUGCAUGUACAUUUUAAUAAACAUAGUUUUGUGCC